AUGACCCCGCCCCAUUCUCCCUCCUUCCAUUACCCCGCCCCAUUCUCCCGCUUUCCAUCACCCCGCCCCAUUCUCCCGCUUUCGAUCACCCCGUCCCAUUCUCCCGCUUUCCAUCACCACGCCCCAUUCUCCAGCUUUCCAUCACCCCGUCCCAUUCUCCCUCUUUCCAUCACCCCGCCCCAUUCUCCCGCUUUCCAUCACCCCGCCCGAUUCUCCCGCUUUCCAUCACCCCGCCCCAUUCUCCCGCUUUCCAUCACCCCGCCCCAUUCUCCCGCUUUCCAUCACCCCGCCCCAUUCUCCCGCUUUCCAUCACCCGCUCCAUUCUCCCGCUUUCCAUCACCCCGCCCCAUUCUCCCGCUUUCCAUCACCCCGCCCCAUUCUCCCGCUUUCCAUCACCCCGCCCCAUUCUCCCGCUUUCCAUCAUCCCGUCCCAUUCUCCCGCUUUCCAUCACCCCUCUCCGUUCUCCCUCCUUCCAUCACCCCGCCCCAUUCUCCCGCUUUCCAUCACACCGCCCUAUUCUCACGCUUUCCAUCACCCCGCCCCAUUCUCCUGCUUUCCAUCACCCUGCCCCAUUCUCCCUCCUUCCAUCACCCCGCCCCAUUCUCCCGCUUUCCAUCAACCGCUCCAUUCUCCCGCUUCCCAUCACCCCGCCCCAUUCUCCCGCUUUCCAUCAACCCGCCCCAUUCUUCCGCAUUCCAUCACCCCGCCCCAUUUUCCCGCUUUGCGUCACCCCGUCCCAUUCUCCCGCUUUCCAUCACCCCGCCCCAUUCUCCCGCUUUCCAUCACCCCGCCCCAUUCCCCGCUUUCCAUCACCCCGUCCCAUUCUCCCGCUUUCCAUCACCCCUCCCCAUUCUCCCUCCUUCCAUCACCCCGCCCCAUUCUCCCGCUUUCCAUCACACCGCCCUAUUCUCACGCUUUCCAUCACCCCGCCCCAUUCUCCUGCUUUCCAUCACCCCGCCCCAUUCUCCCUCCUUCCAUCACCCCGCCCCAUUCUCCCUCCUUCCAUAACCCCGCCCCAUUCUCCCGCUUUCCAUCACCCCGCCCCAUUCUCCCGCUUUCCAUCACCCCGCCCCAUUCUCCCGCUUUCCCUCACCCCGCCCCAGUCUCCCGCAUUUCAUAGCCCCGCCCUAUUCUCCCGCUCUCCAUCACCUCGCCCCAUUCUCCCGCUUUCCAUCACCCCGGCCCAAUCUCCCUCCUUCCAUCACCCCACCCCAUUCUCCCUCCUUGCAUCACCCCGCCCCAUUCUCCCGCUUUCCAUCACCCCGCCCCAUUCUCCCGCUUUCCUUCACCCCGCCCCAUUCUCCCGCUUUCCAUCACCCCGCCCCAUUCUCCCACUUUUCAUCACUCCGCCCCAUUCUCCUGCUUUCCAUCACCCCGCCCCAUUCUCCAGCUUUCCAUCACCCCGCCCCAUUCUCCCGCUUUCCAUCACCCCGCCCCGUUCUCCCACUUUCUAUAUCUGA
This is a messenger RNA of Closterium sp. NIES-65, 1461 nucleotides long. The record is from the annotation of a GenBank genome assembly. Lineage: Eukaryota; Viridiplantae; Streptophyta; Zygnematophyceae; Desmidiales; Closteriaceae.